Nerophis lumbriciformis (worm pipefish) is the source of this 2853-nucleotide messenger RNA. The record is from RefSeq and is a predicted model, not a curated record. Lineage: Eukaryota; Metazoa; Chordata; Actinopteri; Syngnathiformes; Syngnathidae.
UUGGGACUGGUCUCGGCGGCCUUCGCCUUCCUUGGCACGGAGGCCCGGACCACACCGAGCCCGUCGCUGAGCUCCGACAAUGCCACCUGUCCGGGCAACUCCAAGUGCACCCCCGGUAUCAUCUUACCUGUCUGGUACCCCGAGGACCCGUCCAUGGGUGACAAGAUCGCACGGGUCAUAGUGUAUUUUGUGGCUAUGAUCUACAUGUUCCUUGGAGUUUCCAUCAUCGCUGACCGCUUCAUGGCAGCCAUUGAAGUCAUCACGUCCCAGGAGAAGGAGGUGGUGAUCCGGAGGCCGAAUGGCGAGACCACCACGGCCACCAUCCGCGUGUGGAACGAGACUGUGUCCAACCUCACCCUCAUGGCGCUGGGUUCUUCCGCCCCGGAGAUCCUCCUGUCCAUCAUUGAGGUCUGCGGGCACGAGUUCAAAGCCGGAGAGCUGGGACCGUCUACAAUCGUGGGCAGCGCCGCUUUCAACAUGUUCGUCAUCAUAGGCCUGUGCGUGUCUGUAAUCCCCCAGGGGGAGGUCCGCAAAGUCAAGCACCUGCGGGUGUUCUUCAUCACGGCCGGCUGGAGCAUCUUUGCCUACAUAUGGCUCUAUAUGAUCCUGGCCGUGUUCUCGCCCAACGAGGUGCAGGUUUGGGAGGGUCUUCUGACGUUGGCUUUUUUCCCCAUUUGCGUCAUGCUGGCCUGGGUGGCCGACCGCCGCCUUCUUUUCUACAAGUUCAUGCGGCGGAAGUACCGCUCCGACAACCAUCGCGGGGUCAUCAUCGAGAACGAAGCAAAGCGCUCGUCCAAGGGCAUCGAAAUGGACGGGAAGAUGGUCAACUCCCACUUCUUGGACGGCGGCGUCAACCCGAUGGGCCCGACAGAGGGCAGGGAGGCGGACGAGUCCCGUCGCGACAUGAUCCGCAUCCUCAAGGACCUGAAGCAGAAGCACCCGGAGAAGGAGCUGGACCAGCUGGUGGAGAUGGCCAAUUACUAUGCGCUGUCCCACCAGCAGAAGAGCCGCGCCUUUUACCGCAUCCAAGCCACGCGCAUGAUGACGGGCGCGGGCAACAUCCUGAAGAAGCACGUGGCCGAACAGGCCAAGAGGUGCGCCAGCAUGGCGGAGGUGCAUGUGGACGAGCCUGAGGAGUACGUAUCUCGCGUGGCCUUCGAUCCCGGCGCCUACCAGUGCCUGGAGAACUGCGGCGCCGCCAUCCUCACCGUCACCCGGCGCGGCGGCGACAUGGGCAAGACCGUGUGCGUGGACUACAAGACGGAGGACGGCUCUGCCAACGCGGGCGCCGACUAUGAGUUCACUGAAGGCACGCUGGUCUUCAAGCCAGGCGAGACGCUCAAGGACAUCAGCGUGGGAAUUAUCGACGACGACAUCUUCGAGGAGGACGAGCACUUUUUCGUGCGCCUGAGCAACCUGCGCGUGCUGGAGACGGAGGAGGAGCUGCUGUCUGCUAACAGUCUGCCGUACCCCAAAGCGGCGUUGGGGUUUCCCGCCGUAGCCACCGUUACCAUCCUGGACGACGACCACGCCGGCAUCUUCACCUUCGAGAGCGGAGCGAUACAUAUCAGCGAAAGCGUCUGCGUUAUGGAGGUUAAGGUGUUGAGGACAUCGGGCGCUCGGGGCACGGUCAUUGUGCCUUACCGCACCGUGGAGGGGCUCGCUAAGGGAGGCGGUGAGGAUUUUGAGGACACGUACGGCGAGCUGGAGUUCAAAAACGACGAGACCUGCAAACUUAUUCACGUGAAAAUCAUCGACGACGAGGAGUACGAGAAGAACAAGAACUUCUUCCUGGAGCUGGCCGAGCCUCGCAUGGUGGAUAUGAGUCUCCAAAAAGGUGCGCUCAUCUCACGCUUCCUUUCUCGCUAUCCUCUCCAAAAGGCUGUAUUUUUGGUUCCUGUCCUUUGUCUCAUUUCACUCAUUUCGCAUUGCAUAAAAAAUAUCGUCACAAUCAAAGAGCGGCGUGAUGACAAGGUGCCUUUGACGACGGAGGAGGAGGAAGCCAAGCGCAUCGCCGAGAUGGGAAAGCCCAUUCUGGGCGAGCACGCCAAGAUGGAGGUCAUAAUCGAGGAGUCCUACGAGUUCAAGAGCACGGUGGACAAGCUGAUCAAGAAGACCAACCUGGCUCUGGUGGUGGGCACCAACUCGUGGAGAGAGCAGUUCAUGGAGGCCAUCACCGUCAGUGCAGGUACCGCAUUAGCAAUCGAUCCGGACGAGGACGACACGGGCGAGGAGCGUCUGCCGUCAUGCUUUGACUACGUCAUGCACUUCCUGACCGUCUUCUGGAAGGUGGUCUUUGCCUGCGUGCCGCCCACAGACUACCUGAACGGCUGGGCGUGCUUCGUUGUCUCCAUCGCCAUCAUCGGCCUGCUCACCGCCGUCAUCGGCGACCUGGCCUCGCACUUUGGCUGCACCGUCGGCCUCAAGGACUCGGUCACCGCCGUCGUCUUCGUGGCGCUCGGGACCUCCGUGCCAGACACGUUCGCCAGCAAGGUGGCCGCGGUGCAGGACACGUACGCCGACGCGUCCAUCGGCAACGUGACGGGCAGCAACGCAGUCAACGUGUUCCUGGGCAUCGGCCUGGCGUGGUCGGUGGCUGCCAUCUAUUGGCACAGCAAGGGCAAAGCCUUCAUGGUGGAGGCCGGCUCGCUGGCCUUUUCCGUCACGCUCUUCACCAUCUUCGCCUUCUUGGCCAUCAGCGCGCUGCUCUACCGGCGGCGGGCACACAUCGGGGGUGAGCUGGGCGGACCCCGCCGACACAGACUGGCCACGUCGGGCUUCUUCUUCAGCCUCUGGUUCCUCUACAUCCUCUUCUCUAGCCUGGAGGCCUACUGUCACAUAGAAGGCUUUUAG